Molecule: messenger RNA, 763 nt
Organism: Theileria parva strain Muguga
Lineage: Eukaryota; Apicomplexa; Aconoidasida; Piroplasmida; Theileriidae
Product: E2F-associated phosphofamily protein
Exons: 4
Coding region: 218-697 (159 amino acids)
Biological process (GO): positive regulation of cell population proliferation
Cellular component (GO): nucleus
Source: RefSeq, a predicted model, not a curated record
AUUCCAGCACUAAUACACCAACUGUGUAUCCAACUACCUAUACAAGUAAUUUAUAUUAUUACAUACAGUUACUAUAAAGCGGUUAUGUUGGAAACUUUGGAAACUGUAGUGCUGGAGGAUCCUAAACCCUUUCACAAUCCGUAUUUAUAAUAUUAAAAAUGAUCACUAUCAAAUGAUUAUAAUAAAAUCUUUUGUAAAAUAGUUUGCAAAUUGAAUUAUGAGUACAAAUAAACCUUCACUUAAUAAAAUACACGAGUUAGGAAUCACUAUAUUUCCAGAAAAAGAUGCAAAUGAUAAAGAUUUUGAACCUUCUGAGGAUUUCUAUGGCUCUGACUUGGAUGAUUUGGAUGACGAUUUUGUAAAUGAUAACUACAGACAAGGAGACAAGUCAACAGAUGCCGUUCUCUGCUGCGCAAUGUGUUUUACUCCUGUUUGUUAUCAGUGUAAAACAGUUGGAAACACAUUUUCAUCAAAAUUGGCUUUGAAUGCAUAUGUUGAGGAUAACUACUCAGAUUCCGCAAAUAGAAGUGAUUCCCGAGAUGUACUUGGGAAAGGUGAUUCUACUAAGCGGAAGUUGAGGGGAAGCACAAGUGAUUCAGAAAGAAUAGUCAAAUGUAUAGAAUGUAACAACGUCAUCGCAGUGUUAGAUUUUUCAAAUAAUUAUAAUUUUAAAAAUGUUAUCGCAAGCAAGCCCUGAGCAUAUUUUCACUACAUUCCGCUAAUAGAAUUCAUUCCUCUUCAUUUUAAUUUUUUAACCAUUAAA